AUGCUCCGUGGGUCCAACCCGUUGGAAACCAUCAUCACCUACGAUGACUACGCUGCAAAAGAGGUGGCCAACGGAUACGUCUUGGGAACUUUGUGGUCCUGCUCAGUCUGCGUUGAAGCCAACAACUUCGUUGCUUUCAACAUCACCUUUCAGAACUCAGCGCCUCCACCGCCGCCGCUUAGUAAUGUGACAGCCAAUGGUCCAAUGGCGGUGGCCCUCCGCAUUUCCGGGACGAUGGCUGCAUUCUACAGCUGCCGUUUCAUUGGAUGGCAGGACACCCUCUAUGAUCAUAAGGGCCUUCACUACUUUCGAGAUUGCUACAUUGAAGGAAAUGUUGAUUUCGUAUUCGGCGAUGCAACAUCCGUGUAUGAGGGAUGUGUCUUCUAUGUCAAAGCCAGAAAGCAUAGCGGAGCAGUAGCAGCACAGUACAGGAGGUCAACGACUAAGCGGUCUGGCUUCGUUUUCCUUCGCAGCAUUAUAUCAGGGAAUGGUCAGGUUUACCUGGGAAGGGCUUGGGGAAAUGCGAGUAGGACUGUUUAUGCUUGGUCCUAUAUUAGUAACGUUGUUAAAGAAGAAGGCUGGUACGACUGGGGUGAUGCAUCCAGACACAACACCACCUUCUUUGCCAUGUUUGACUGCUGGGGACCUGGAACAAAUACAAGCGGGUGGGUGCCAUGGAGCCAUGUGCUCAACACCUCCCAGGCGCAGCCGUUUCUCUCGUACAGCUUCAUUGAUGCUUGUCAGUGGCUUGGUCCCCUGCCUCAAGGAGCUGGGAACCUGACCUACCAGCUGGGCUACAGGGUGUGGUUUGAUCACGUUCCACCAGCCCCAACAUACCCCUACACUUGCUAUUCUG
This is a messenger RNA of Closterium sp. Naga37s-1, 856 nucleotides long. The record is from the annotation of a GenBank genome assembly. Lineage: Eukaryota; Viridiplantae; Streptophyta; Zygnematophyceae; Desmidiales; Closteriaceae.